This is a messenger RNA of Hippoglossus stenolepis (Pacific halibut), 896 nucleotides long. RefSeq names its product ORM1-like protein 3. Gene Ontology annotation, biological process: intracellular sphingolipid homeostasis; ceramide metabolic process; negative regulation of ceramide biosynthetic process. Gene Ontology annotation, cellular component: endoplasmic reticulum membrane. The transcript has 4 exons. The record is from RefSeq and is a predicted model, not a curated record. NCBI's taxonomy places the organism in Eukaryota, Metazoa, Chordata, Actinopteri, Pleuronectiformes, Pleuronectidae. Bases 349 to 810 code for a protein of 153 amino acids.
AAGAAGCGAUGCUGAAGAAGCGAGUCGAGGAUCGGAGCCGUGAACACGAGCAGCGAUGACGUGACGCGUGGACGGUGCCGUGUGGUGGGGCUCGAACACGGAGCACCAGCGGAUGUGUGGCCCCGGGCCGUGUGAGCUGUGUGUGCGGGAGGGGGGUGGGGGUCGGACGGACCGAGGCACCGGAGCGUCGCCAGCCUCCCGGUGACCGCGUUACCCAACCGGAGGCUCCGUUAAGACACGCGCACACUCACGCACGGGGAUAACGGUCCGAGCAGAAGCCAUUUUUCUCCGCAGAAAAAUACUGGCUCCUGAUUGGCUGUUAGGUGUCCAUUGACGCCAGCUGCCACCAUGAACGUGGGCACGGCGCACAGCGAGGUGAACCCCAACACCCGGGUGAUGAACAGCAGGGGCAUGUGGCUGUCGUACAUCCUGGGCAUCGGCCUCCUGCACAUCAUCCUGCUCAGCAUCCCCUUCGCCAGCGUGCCCGUGGUCUGGACCCUCACCAAUCUCAUCCACAAUCUGUGCAUGUACCUGCUCCUGCACACGGUCAAGGGGACGCCCUUCGAGACCCCCGACCAGGGCAAGGCGCGCCUCCUCACGCACUGGGAGCAGAUGGACUACGGCAUCCAGUUUACCGCGUCGCACAAGUUCCUCACCAUCACACCCAUUGUGCUGUAUAUUCUCACCAGCUUCUACACCAAAUACGAUCGAGUCCAUUUUGUGGUCAACACCGUUUCCCUGCUCACUGUGCUCAUCCCCAAGCUGCAGCAGCUCCACGGCGUGAGGAUCUUUGGGAUUAAUAAGUACUGACAAGGCAGAAGAGGACACCUCCUUCCUCGAGUCCCCAGGGACCUGCUGAGAGCACGCAGAGUAUCAGGCCUCUGAUUUGGCCGGGA